GGUAGUAACAUUUAUCGCCUCCAAAAUCACCAAACUACCAGUUACCAUAUUGUUCAUUCAUCCUCACUGCUUUAUACAGAUAGUCCAAGCAAAAAUUCAGAAAUACUUGUGUACGAAGGUCAUUUGAAGAACCGCAUUAAAAUAGUGAAGUUAUUAUCUCUGUCAUCAAGUAUGCUAGGCUUUGGCAUACUCCCCUUAAUAGUAAAUGAUUUAUGCAAGAUGAACAUAUUUGUAGGCUGUGCAACUGGUGUUGUGUCAUCAUUUUUUCUUUGUACUCCAUUCAUACUUCACUGGAUAACAAAGCGAUAUGUCAUAGAACUACACUUUGAUCCUGAAAGUAAAACGUUUACAGCCAAGACAUUUAAUAUUGUAAGCCAACUUCAAGAAUUUAAAUUUAAAGCAACUGAUGUUACAGUACCUGAACUGCCAGGUGUGUUAACUUCAUUUUGUGUUAACGAAGUACCAUUAUUUGUUGAUUCUAGAAUGGUGAAAGAACCUGAUGCUUAUUCUCACAUGAUGGGUUAUGACCAGCCUUUUGAUUUUGGACUUCAUAAUAAUGAGACGAAAGAAGAUGUUAAAUAGUAAUUUAGAUUGUGAUACGAUAAAUAAAAUAUAUUUGAAUUGAAUGUAGGUUUACAAAUUUAUCCAAAAACUUAAUUUUAAAACUAAAGGCAAUUAUUUCUUCUACUUGGAAUUUUAAUUUUCGCCAUUGUUUUUAUUAUUCCAAAAUCUGAUUGUUCUACUAUAAGAGAACAUUAAUAUAAAUGUAAAUAAAUUUUAGUAUCACAUCUUGCAGUAACAAAUGUAUUUUGGCUGUGAUAGCUUUAAGUUAACAAUAUAUUUUGGCUGAUACUAUGACAAAUAGUUUUAAAGUUACAAAGCAGAAUUUUUUAAUACAUUACUGAUAGAUUAGUGCUGCAGUCUUCUAGAUAAGAUAUUAAUUUUUAAUAUGACAUAUUUUGUCUUCAGAAAUGGAGAAACUGAAUAGGUAAGGUUAAAAAUCUUGAAAAAUGCUGUAUGUACUUUCAUUAUACCUUCAUGUAUAUAUUCACAAUUCAUUUUAUUAUAGAUGAUGCAUCAUUACUGCACUUCCUUCUUUUUUAUGUAUUGCAGAAAAUGUACAGUAUUUGUAUGCUCAUAGGUUGGUGCUAUUUAGGUUAUUUCUAUAUAUUCAUCUAUUGAAAAUAUGCUGUGAAGAAAAUAUUUCCCAAUCUGCUAUGCAAUUUGGGAAAUAUUUCCCAAUCUGCUAUGCAAUUUGGGAAAAGAAAAAAAAGUUUCACUUUACUGAAGUACAGUUUUCUAAAUUUCUAGAUACCUAUUUGUGUUCAGAAAAUUAAUAUUUAUAAGAUGCAGUUUUAUAAUCUAAUUAUUAAGAACUCUUUGGAUGAGGUUAAUACAUACUGUGUACGUGAAGUUUACGAGUGGUUUUAAUUUUUAGUAGAGUUUAUAGCUGAAUUACAUUUAAAUGAAUCACAAAAACUAAUUAAAUAAAAUCAUUUCUUCAUAUGGUA
This is a messenger RNA of Stegodyphus dumicola, 1511 nucleotides long. RefSeq names its product transmembrane protein 70 homolog, mitochondrial. The record is from RefSeq and is a predicted model, not a curated record. Gene Ontology annotation, biological process: mitochondrial proton-transporting ATP synthase complex assembly. NCBI's taxonomy places the organism in Eukaryota, Metazoa, Arthropoda, Arachnida, Araneae, Eresidae. Gene Ontology annotation, cellular component: mitochondrial membrane.